Lucilia sericata (common green bottle fly) is the source of this 2337-nucleotide messenger RNA. Its product is annotated as protein abrupt. The record is from RefSeq and is a predicted model, not a curated record. The coding region runs from base 634 to 2004 and encodes 456 amino acids. Gene Ontology annotation, cellular component: nucleus. Gene Ontology annotation, molecular function: protein binding. The transcript is spliced from 3 exons. Gene Ontology annotation, biological process: regulation of transcription by RNA polymerase II. NCBI's taxonomy places the organism in Eukaryota, Metazoa, Arthropoda, Insecta, Diptera, Calliphoridae.
GGUAUGAAAAAUUGUGCAAAAGAAAAAGAAACAACAAGAAAACGCCAAGCAGCCAACAACAACAAAAAACAAACAAAAAAUUUAAGUAAACGUUGUGAAAAUGAAGAAGAUUUUUUGUUAAACAUUUUAACAAUAGUGCGACGCGAAAAAGGAGCGAACGACUCGAAAGACCGCGUGUGUAAUUAAAUAAUAUACUGGUAAUACAUAAAGAAAGAAACUAUAUUAAGAGAAAAAUCAAUAAUUUUAUAGUGAUUUGUUUUAAAAUUUGAGUUAAAAAAGGAAAUUUUACAAAAUAAAACCUUAAAUUUAAAAAAUAAAAGAAAUUUUAAGUUUAUAUAAGAGAAAACAUUAGAAAAGUGACAAAAUUAUCAGAAAAACACAAAAGUCAAACAUUUUAUAAUUAUUAACAAAAUUAAAAGACAAAAGGGUAAUUUAAUAUAAACUCUUUCAAACUUUGUUAAAAAACUUCCGUUUGCUGGACUGAAUUAAGCAAAUAUUAGCAACAACAACAAAAACGAGAAAAAACGAAACAACAAAUCUUCCAAAACUAGUCUUCUAUUUUAAAACGAUAUAAACUUUUAAUUUCUUUACGAAUAACAAGGAAAACUCCAGCACAUUGUGGUCGCGAGCAAAAUGACACCUUCACAUCGCCAGGAGUUUUGUGUACGCUGGAACAGUCAUUUGGGCAGUAUAGGAGCAGCAUUUCCCCAGCUUUUAGCCGGUCAACGUUUUGUAGAUGUCACAUUAGCUUGUGAAGGACAUCAGGUGCAUUGUCAUCGUUUAGUUUUGGCUGCCUGUUCUUCCUAUUUUGAAAGUAUUUUGGCGGAAAAUCCCUGUAAACAUCCUGUCAUUAUUUUACCCUCAGAAAUUAAGUUAUGGGAGAUACAGGCCUUGGUGGAUUUUAUGUAUAAAGGUGAGGUAAAUGUUACCCAGGCAGGUUUGCCGCAACUGCUAAGAUGUGCCGAACAGUUGCGCAUCAGAGGAUUGUAUGGUUCGGAUGCUGCUCUAAAUCUUAAUCAGCUGAAAGCCAUGAGUGGCAAGGUUAAUGUGGCAAGUUCUAAUAACAAUAAUAAUAACAACAAUAUGGCCUCCAAUACAACGGCGGAUAGUAAUGAAGAUGAGGAGGAUACAGCCACUAAUUCUACAACAACUACAACCGCCACAGCCGCCAGUACUAUACAGACAAAUGCAGCACAACAGCAACAACAACAACUGCAACAGCAGCAACAACAGCAAAUUGUUAUUAAAAAGGAACCCACCAGCACACCAUCACACUCUUCAAAUCACUCAACACUUUCACAAAAUCUACAAGUUUUAAAUCCUGCUAAUCUUAAAACCAUAAUGAGAAAUCCUUUGGCUUUGGCGGCCGUGGCUGCUUCUACAUUUGCCCCUAAUGACUCUGGCGAUGAAUCCACUUCAAAUGCCUAUGAACACUAUGAAAAUAGUCAAAAUGCCAAUACAGCCACGUCAGCACCACCCACCGGCCACUUAAUGCCUCAUCAUAUGGAUUCCACUGUCGAAGAAGAUCAUAACUACGUGGCCCAUGAUGAGGAUGAUAGUUUUGGUGGUGCCAUGGCUGAUUCAGAACAUGAUUCCACCGCCAAUAACUCUAUGCUACAAUCUAUGGAUAAUAACUGCUCCCUUAGGCGCAUACGCCGUUCGGAAGAGUCUUUAGAACAGGCGGCCAAAUGUGUGUCCAAAGGUCAGACCUUCCAAACGGUUAGUAAUAUGUUUAAUAUACCCGUUUCCACAAUACGUUUCUAUAUGGCACGCAAAGGCAUUUUACCCAAACGUAAACGUGGCCGGGGUGCUUCCAAUACCGGAGGUGCUAUGUCUGGUUUAAAUAUGUCUGGAGCAGCAGCCGCCGCCAAUGCAGCCGCUGUUAUGUCUCAAGCUUUGGCUCAAAUUAAACGUGCCGAUAGUCCUAGUGCAGCGCAAUUUGGUGAGGCUCCUUAUCAUUUAAUGGGCUAUAAAAUGGAACCUGGUACCGCGCAUUUGGUUUAAGGAAAUAUUAAGGAGAAAAGGGGUCUCUCCUCUCUUAUAGGCCGCUAAAACUAAAGUUACAUUAAACGAACUUUACAUUAAAAACAGAACACAAAUAUUCAAGAAAAAACGAAAAAAAAAAAUAUCUUUAAUAAAAAACAAACAGAAUCUAUAACAAAUUAUAAGCUUUUAGCUUUUUUUUAUAUUAUUAAGCAAAAGAAAAGCUACAAAAUUGUAAGAAUGUAUAAAUAAUAAAAGCUCUCUAACAGAUGUAUUAUAAAUAUUUAGUAAUUAAGAAGAAAGAAAAAAAUUGCCACAAAAAUAAGUUACUCUCUAACUCUCUUAAUACGAUAA